AUGUCAAGUUCUGGAAAAAGUGAAGAACCAAAACCAUUAUUAACAUGUUUAGAAACGAUGAAGCGAAAAUCCCACACCUAUGAUAACCUUCCACCCCAAAUGUGCACAUCAACCCUUGUCCAAAAAAUCGACGCGCCAAUAGCUCUAGUGUGGUCCGUACUAUGCCGUUUCGACAACCCGCAAGCGUACAAGCAAUUCAUCAAGAGCUGCACCCUCACGGCCGGGGACGGCGGUCCGGGAAGCGUCCGGGAGGUGGCCAUGGUGUCGGGUUUGCCGUCGAAAAGGAGCGUCGAAAGACUCGAGGAAAUCGACGGCGACUCGCACAUCAUAGUGUUUAGUGUUAUCGGGGGUGAUCAAAGGCUUGAGAAUUUCCGAUCCACCACCACUUUGCAUGAGGAUCACGAUGAUCGGAAUAAUCCGACGGUGGUGAUGGAAUCGUAUGUUGUGGAUGUUCCAUGGGAUAGUAAUCCCACCGAUACGUGCGACGUGGUUGAUUUUGUUAUAAAGACUAAUCUUACGAAUUUGGCUCGAAUCGUCGAGAAGAUGGCGGCCGUUGAUCCAAAAGGCGACGGAAGUUUUAGUACUGUCUACUUAGCAACAGAAACUAGUUGUUUCUCCUCGUCGUCGAUAUCUCCGGUAACCUUGGCGGUGAAGGCGGUGCAGUUGAAAUUUUCCGACAGUUUGAAGAGGGAAAGCCGAAUCUUGCAUAAACUCAAAGGAAAUCCCUAUGUCGUCGAGUGUUACGGCGUCGACAUUAGUUCCGAAGGCAGCGACGGGCCAAUGUACAACCUUCUCAUGGAACUCGCCAAUGGUUCGCUCACUAAUUUGAUCAAGCUGUACAAAGGAAACUUGCCGGAGUUCGAUGUGGCAUAUUACACAUUCAUGCUUCUCAAGGGGCUUUCUUUCAUACACCAACAAGGCGUAAUUCAUUGCGACGUUAAACCGGACAAUGUUCUCGUGUUUAAUGAUGAGGAGGGCCGUUCUCGCUUUCUCAAACUCGCCGACUUUGGGUUGAGCAAGUCUAACUCCGAUGUGCCCAUAAACGGUUUCCGGGGAACGCCGCAUUACGCAGCGCCGGAAUCAGUUGAACAAGAAAUUCAGGAUACUCCGGCCGAUAUAUGGUCAUUGGGAUGUACGGUUAUUCAGAUGAUGAAUGGUGGGAAUCCGAUUUGGAAGGAUCGGAAUCGGUGGGAGUUAGAGAAUAUUCCAGAUCACAUCUCUCCAAUUGGGAAAGAUUUUUUGAUGAGGUGUUUGGCGUUUGAUCCAAAUUCAAGAUGGACGGCUGACGAACUUCUGAACCAUCCAUUUAUUCAAGACAACCUUAGAGAAUCCAUUCCAGCUUUAGAGUUUAUGCAGAGUGAAUUCUGCAACAAUAACCCCUUAUCUGGUUCAUGGAGUAUGACAAGGGGUCUCUUUUCGCCAAUGCAAGGAAUUCCGAUGCCCUCUAAUCAUCAGUCAUGUCAUCAAGUUUCUACAAGGAUUCCUGCGCAAGUCAAUUGA
Oldenlandia corymbosa var. corymbosa is the source of this 1500-nucleotide messenger RNA. Lineage: Eukaryota; Viridiplantae; Streptophyta; Magnoliopsida; Gentianales; Rubiaceae. The record is from the annotation of a GenBank genome assembly.